CCUUCUGAGCAACAACAACACAUACUACAUAUGCAUGCCACAGCCACGUUUGCCAACAAACAGACACAAGCCCUGUAUAGCACAAAUAUGUUUCUAAAAUCUUGCUUAAUAUCCAUUCAGAAACAUUUCUAUCUUCUUGCACGUUUUUUUUAAAUUCAAAGCAGCCGUUAAGUUGUCCAGUGUUUCCACACUUUUGCAUUAGGUUUAUAUAAUACCACACAUAGAUAUAGAUGGCGCUAACUUUCCACAGCUGUUCAACACAACACGCACGGAAGGCAGAAACACAACAGAAACACAAAAGCUUAUAACUAUUGACAGCAAAAUGCAGUUUUCCUGGAUGAAAAUUGCCAUAUACGUGCUAACAUUUUUGACCUACGCCUACUCGGGCUACGGCUCUAGUACAAUAGUUCACCUGAGAGAUGCAAUAAUAGCGGCCGAAGCCAUUUUCGGCGACGUGUUCAAAAAUCUCAUCACCAUAGUGCGAAAAUUUCGCACCGUACACGAAGUAUUUGAUGCUGCUGUGGAGGAGAACUGCGUCUUUGAGUGUCCGUCAGAGGGCGGAGGGCCGCCUCCUCGCGCAGUUCAAAACAAAUUUUAUACCCCCACUGCCGACGGGUGCGGCUCCCUUGGCCUGCGCAUAAGCACAGAGUACCUUCCGGCCGCUGAAAUGGAAACGUGUUGCAAUGCGCACGACAUUUGCUACGACACAUGCAACAGUGACAAAGAGCUCUGCGAUCUGGACUUAAAACGUUGCCUAUACAAAUACUGCGACAGCUAUGAGAAGUCAAUUACGAGUGAUUUAAUGACGAAGGGUUGUAAAGCAGCAGCUAAGAUGCUCUUUACAGGCACUCUGACGUUAGGCUGCAAAUCGUACUUGGAUUCGCAGAAACGUUCAUGCUAUUGUGCACCGGGGCGACAGAGCAACAGUAACAACAAGUAUGCCAAUAGCAAGGAGAAGCAGCAGCGUCAAAAAUAUGGCUGGAAGGAUCGCAACGAGAUAUAGUUAAGACUGAACAUUUCACUCAUCUGUAUAUGUUUUCAGUAUUUGUGCGUUAGUUGUUGUUAGUUAUUGUUAGUUCAGUUCAGUUUUGUGCACAUAGAAAUUGACGAAUUUUACCAACGUAUGCCAAAGAAGGCGUAUAUCCAUGUUAUUUAUAUAAAUACUUGAAUAAAA
Scaptodrosophila lebanonensis is the source of this 1174-nucleotide messenger RNA. RefSeq names its product group XIIA secretory phospholipase A2 (gene GXIVsPLA2). NCBI's taxonomy places the organism in Eukaryota, Metazoa, Arthropoda, Insecta, Diptera, Drosophilidae. The record is from RefSeq and is a predicted model, not a curated record. Bases 323 to 1003 code for a protein of 226 amino acids. The transcript has 2 exons. Gene Ontology annotation, cellular component: extracellular region. Gene Ontology annotation, molecular function: calcium ion binding; A2-type glycerophospholipase activity. Gene Ontology annotation, biological process: phospholipid metabolic process; arachidonate secretion; lipid catabolic process.